Messenger RNA from Drosophila yakuba, 3794 nucleotides. RefSeq lists its product as uncharacterized. The record is from RefSeq and is a predicted model, not a curated record. The transcript has a single exon. Lineage: Eukaryota; Metazoa; Arthropoda; Insecta; Diptera; Drosophilidae. The coding region runs from base 2969 to 3400 and encodes 143 amino acids.
UCUACGCUCUCAGUUCUUCUACUCUCUUUCUCUCUGUUCCCACGCUUGUGUGUAUGCGUGGGCGUUGUUGUUGACAUCCUUGCCAUUGGACCUUCGUCCUUGUCCUUGUCAAUAGACAUCGCAGUGCCCUUGCCGCCCACAAGUGCGCCCACUACGCCCACUUCAACCCGCGUCACAGGAUGUUAUAACAUUGCCGCCAUUCAAGCGGCAAUUGUUCGCCCGUAAAUUACCCCCUGAUUUGUGGCGGUGUAAAGUGGCAAGGAGUUGCUUAUUACAAUAACGAUUUAAUGUACUGCCUGCUCCAAAGGUCACCAGUCAUUCGGCGGCCAUUGUGCGCUGUGUAAAAUUAAAUUGAUAAGAACUGCUCGCAGCACUGGUAAACUCAUCAUCCGUCGCAGAGCAGUAUCGUUAGUAAUGUAGAAUAAGGCGGUAAAGUUGAUCCCAAUAGGCGAAUACGGCAUUUAUAACUCCCCUCCAAUUAUUUCCCCGCAACUCACAACUUCAGCCUACUUUAUGCAUAUCUAUAUUAUGAACAAUGGAGAACCAUUAAACAUUGAGAACCUAUCGUUCAUGAUGGAGCACGACUCCAAGCCAGAAAAGUUGACCCCAAUAAGGGAAUAGGUCUAUUGUAACUUUCUUACACUUAUUUUCCCACAACCCAUAGGUUCAAACUGAUUUACACAUAACAGACACGUUAUGAUUGUCUAUCGUAGAAUCAGUUUUAUUCAAUUAGUGCAUCUGUUAAAAUGGGAAUUAUCUUUAAAUAAUGAAGACUUGCUUCUAUAUACAAAUAUUUCGUAUUUUGACAGCAUCAUCAUUUCACUGAUAAGUUUCUAAGCGCGUAGUGAAGACUUAGCAAAGAAGUUUAUGUAUAAAUAUAUAUAAUAUAUAAGCAGCAAUGAUAAUAGAAUCAGCCUGAAGUCCAACGAACGAAUAAUUGUGUGUAUCAAAAUAUUCAUGCGUAGUGCGCACUGGUCACUAGUACAAGAUAUGUACAUAUUAUCGACCUACACAAAUUCCACUCCAUUUAAUAGGGAUUUUAAUUCCGAGAAGCAGCUGAUCACCAUUCAUAGGCAGAUUUUUGGGGGCAUACUCCAAUCCGUCGGUAUAAUCAAGUGACAACGAUUACCUAAUUAAUAUUGGCAAAUGAACACAGCGGAUUACACUUAUUGGUAAUAAUGGGCAUAGAUAGGCACAUGGACGCGUUCAUUGACUGGUUGCUUGCAAUAUAGCGGUUUAUUUCGUUGGUUAUUUAUUGUCAGUGAUAAACGCCGUAAGAUCAAGGCCAACAGCAGGCAAAAACAAAACCAGAAAACAGACUUAUGUACCUAUUUUUAUACUAUAUGAAAUGCGAACGUAGUUCGUGAGUGGGGAUUCAUUAGCCAACUGGAUUGUCGGGUAUCGGGUAUGCGAAAAUGUAUUCUUUUACGCGUUUAUCUCGUCUUAUUUGUGUAUGUGACGCGAUUUACUUGUGGUCGCGACUCGAACUCUAAACUGGCCACCAAAUUGGCCUUUGCAAUUAUUUUGUUUGCCAACAGCUCGUUUUCAAGCAUUUCGUUAUGGUUCAAUGCACUGUAUCAAUACCUCCUGACAAGUGCCACAAAAAAUGAUUCAAAACUGAAUGAACCGUUGUAAUCUGUCACUAUGCUUACGUUUUUGUUUUUCUCUGUCUAUUUUCUAUGUAACCUUUUUGCCUUUGUGACUGCCCUCCAGUUGGUAUUUCUCUUUAUAAACAAUUUACUACGGCAACAGCACAAAAAAAGCAAAAGUAAAUUCCAAUCAGGGCGUGCAUUGGCGUAGUUAGCUAAACUUAUAGCUACACAGUACAAAAUAAGGUCUAUUGUAAGUAUUCUUGUGAAGCCGUUUGGCUUAAGGAAGUGUAAAUAUUCAAAUCAUACCAGAGAUUAUGUUUAAGCUUGCAGAAAGUUGCUUAAUUAGAAACAACGAUUUUCAGUAACAUUAAACUUGCUGCCAAAUACAUUUUUAAACUGAUGGCCUUCUAAACUUCAAGGCAGCAUAGAGCUAUUUUCGCCAGAAUUCAAGUUUUCUUCAGGUGCAGUUAGCCAAACUUAUAGACCAACAAUCGAUCGAUCGAUCGGCCAGUGUGUGGCCCGUAUUCCGUGUCUAUUAGAGAGCAAUUUUCAAGCGAGGCCUUGGCUUAAUGUUGCAAUCGUUGGAGUGGCCAGCAAGCAGAACACUUUCACAAACCGCUUUCCACCUGAUUGCGCAAUCGAAUACGCGUCAAACGGCAAAACUCUUUCAAUGUCAUUGCAAUUGCAAGUUCGCUGCCGCCGCACAAGCCCACAUACAUAUGUUUGUACAUAUGUGCUGUGUGUUAGACGUCAGGCUCAAGGCCACGUCAGCAAUAAAGUAAGCCAGGUUGACCAACAUACGCGCAUGCAUAUGUAUGCACACUUCAGUUUGGCCAAGACGGCGGGCGGCGGGGGCAGUGGGGGUGGCGACGGGCGGAGCGCCUGCGCCCGGACAAAAAGCAUAGCCCAAAACAGCCGGUUGCACAACAACAAGCCGAAAAGUGGGUGUGCGCCGACGAGCCCACCACCACUCACUGCCCCAAACCGAGUCACUCCAGCCCCCCUGCCGAAAAGCAGUCGGGUGCAACAACGUCUGGCCAAAAGAGCGGAAAAUCAAGUCUGGCCUGGUCAGACCGAGUGUCGUGAACACCCUAUAAAUGGCUAUUUAAAACUGGGGAAAUUCCCCAUUAAUGUUGUAACAUUUUGAAAAGUUAGAUGAGGCAAGCAAAGAAAUAUCAAUGGAAUGAUUGCACUCUUUUUAAUCAACUAAUUUUAAAUUAUACCAGGAUUUCUGUUGUUUUCAGUUGCUAGGAAGUCAUUUCGUUGCUUAAUUUGAAAUCAACCUAGUAAGUCCUGCAUAAUAUAUCAUCAGUGCAAUAUCAGAAUACCAUAAAUAUCUAAGCAUAACUUAACAUAACUUAUCUAAACUGAAUAAAAUGACACAAUACUUCAAGAGAGAUAUCGAUUUCGAUGUUAAACGCGAAAAUGAGACGGUGGAUGGUCGCACCUACGGAUUCCUGAACGCCAAGGGAUCGAAUACACCGAUGCCCAAGGUCCAAAAGAGAAUUCAAUCCACCACCUUGUUAGAAAAGCUUAAGUCCAUAAGAGUGAGUGAAGACAGCAAGCAACAAUCAAUUCCACAGGAUGAGUCGUCAAUGGAUUCAGUGCAAUCAAGUCGCAUGUCCUUUGAAAUGAAACGUAAACUAUUUGAUGAAGCCGAGUUCACCAUAACUCGAGGUCAGAAACUAAGUGACCUCAUGCAUGCCGCAGAUACGGAAUUUAACUUUAGAUCCUACGAGACUGGCAAGAAGACGAUCGCAGAAAUCGAGGCAUACUGUCGCACCAUUAACAUAAAGUUUGCCAAAUGAAGCGAAGUUGUCUUGAAACGCUGCAGUUUAGUAAUCGGGUUGAAAGGAUACAACUUACAUUUAAACUAGCAACGACAAUGAGUUUGAUGACAGAUUGCAGGAUAGACAUAAUGAGAUCCCCAUAAAAGAUGUAGUACAGCAGAGAUAACCAGGAUAGAAAUCAUGCCUAGUUUCAUAUGAACUAUUUUAUAAAACCGAGCUCACAAUGGGACGAAGCAAAAUGGCACUUUUAUGGAUCCAAAGAAGCGUUCCCUUUAAUUUAAUAUUUUGUGUACUUAAGGAUUACAAUAACUAAGCAUAUUUUUGCAUUAUUAUUGCAAUUUUUGGAAAAUAUAAUAAAAUUAAGUUAUAGUGCGAGUUUUAAGCGAUCGUCCAUAUACCUUUUGCAAGAAAA